This is a messenger RNA of Scheffersomyces stipitis CBS 6054, 1050 nucleotides long. RefSeq lists its product as uncharacterized. The record is from RefSeq and is a predicted model, not a curated record. The coding region runs from base 1 to 1014 and encodes 337 amino acids. The transcript has 2 exons. NCBI's taxonomy places the organism in Eukaryota, Fungi, Ascomycota, Pichiomycetes, Serinales, Debaryomycetaceae.
AUGACUCAGAUAACUCCGAUCAAGGGGUUUACCAAUACGCCUGUUACCCAAUCUAUCUGUGUGAUCAUAACGUUACUAGCAUUAUCACUUCUGAUUCUACAGCUUAAACAUAUCGUGCGGCUAGCUAUUGACCCUUACAUAGUCGAGUACUCGCAAUACUGGCGAAUCUUCACCUUUCAGGCCUCUGUUAUCAACGAAUCCGACUACUUGUUGGUUGUUUUUCUCUGGUUCCAUUUCAAGAAUAUAGAAAGGUUCUACGGAUCUAGACGAUAUUUGUCUGUGAUUACAAUUUUUGCAGUCUACAAUGCCGUGGUAUGUUUCAUAGUGAUGUGUAUCGGCCAAUUGGUGCUGUACUAUGCUGUUUACGUGUUGAAAACGCUUCUUUUACAUCGUUCCAGUAACAUCGUGUAUCAGUCGUUAUUGUUCAACGAGGUGAUUCCGGGGCCGCAAGGAAUUAUUUCAUCUCUCUACAUUUGCUACGGUACUUACGUUCCGGUUUCGUACCACUUCAAAAUCUUGCUUUCAAAUCCUAUGAAUUCUGACCAGGAUCAAGAACAGCAAUCUACAUCCUCUUCUAGUAAAGAGUUGAACUUAACCAACCAUUUUCCUAUACACAUCAUAUAUACUCUCUUGCUACUCAAUAACGGCACCAGAUCGCUUAUACCUUGCUUGGUAGGAUUGUUGCUUGGGAAAUUGCACGUGUAUGAGUUGCUUCCCGGUAGCAAGAACUGGAUGAUAAACAUUUAUGUAUUCCGGUUUUUUGUUGAUCCUACCAAGUUUGUCACUACCACCAUCUCCAGCAUCGGUCUCAGGCUAAGGUCAGGCUACCAGUCCUUGAACUCUUCAAGAGAUCAAGGCCAACCUAUACAGCAAGCUGAGUUCUUGCCGGCUGAGGUGGAAGGUGAGGAUGUAGAGGAAAUUGUAGAGGAUGGCCGCCAACAAGCAACACAGAUCAGGGCAGAAACACCGGUCCGUCCUUUAGGAAGUCAGUUCCUAGAUACAUUUAGAAACUAGUUGCAUACAGAUAUUUAAUAUAUGUUGAUCUAUUUU